GAUAACUAAACAGAAAACGAAUAAGCGACAAGAACUUGGAUUUUUUAUUUACAUACGCUAGAAAGUGCAGAAUUUAUAUUUAAACCAUUACUGAGUAGAAAGAAAGCCAAGCCAUGCAGCGCGGCAAGAUAUCGUUUGGCAAAAUACAGCUAAACGUGAGCAAAACACCCGCUGAGAUUAAAAAGCCCGAUGAAGAUGCUGGUGGCUUUAAGAAAAUAAACAAGCAACAAAUGAUACGCCAAAUUGAAGAUGUGGCCGAGGAUCUGGAGAGUCAGCAUCUUAAGGAUGUGAUGGGCAUCAGUGGAUUUGGCCGCAAGGCAGCCAAAGUGUUUGACAUCAAUGAGCAGAUCGCCAAGGCGCGAACAAUUGCACCACCGGUUAAGGAACAGGAGGAAGAGGCUUCUGAUGAUGUUAUAGGUCCGCUGCCACCAGCAGCAGUCACAGAGCAACAACAGCAGCAGCCGGAUGAUGCCACUAAGAAGCAGGCAAGUAGCAAGCAGGCAGAGGCUGAUUCGGACGAAGAUGACGAUGAUUCGGAUGAGGAUGAGAAUAAUCUGGCACGUCGCAUACCCUACACACAUGAGGUGCAAAUGCAACACGGCUCGCGAGCUGUCUUGGCCCUGGCUGGGGAUCCAUCGGGCGCACGCAUUGUUUCCGGCUCCAUAGAUUAUGAUAUGUGCUUUUGGGACUUUGCUGGCAUGGACUCGGCUAUGCGCAGCUUUCGUCAGCUGCAGCCAUGUGAGAAUCAUCCUAUACGCGCUCUCCAAUAUUCGGUGACUGGCGACAUGAUUCUGGUCAUAUCUGGGAAUGCCCAGGCCAAGGUGCUGGAUCGGGAUGGCUUCGAGAAGCUGGAAUGCUGCAAGGGUGAUCAGUACAUCAGUGACAUGACACGCACCAAGGGACAUGUGGCGCAGCUCACCUCGGGCUGCUGGCAUCCCUUCAACCGGGAGCAAUUCUUGACAGCAGCGCUGGACGGCACACUGCGCAUCUGGCAGGGAUUGCGUGCCAAGGACCAGUUACAAGUGAUCAAGACUCGAGCCCAGGGCGGUCUAAGAACCAGUGCCUCCGCGUGUAAUUUCAAUCGGGAUGCGACACUAAUCGCUGCCGGCUGUGUGGAUGGCUCCAUUCAAACGUGGGAUACGCGCAAGAUGUAUGUGAACACGACGCACUGCGUCCGGGGAGCACACCAGACGGGCUCGGAAAUCACCUCCAUUGUGUUCUCGUACAUGGGCCAGCAGCUGGCGACACGUUGCAAUGAUGAAACCAUGAAACUCUGGGAUUUGAGGAACUUCAAGCAACCGCUGCACACCUGGACGAAUCUCUUCUCCCGCUAUGAUACCACAGACUGCUGCUUCAGUCCGGACGAUCGCUUGCUGGUCACAGGUGAAUCGCUGCCCAAGGGCCAAACGGAGGCCAAUUUGUAUUUCUAUAGCACGCAAAGUUUCGAGGAAGUGCAGCGGAUUCCCGUUGCCGGUUCGCAUGUGAUCAAGACUCUGUGGCAUCCCAAAUUGAAUCAAUUGUUCGUCAGUUGUGGCAAUGGCAUCAUCAAGUGCUUCUACGAUGAACAGCGCAGCAUACGUGGCGCCAAGCUGUGCGUGGUGAAAACGCAUCGCAAGAGACAACAAAUGGAAAUGGUUGGCGUGUCACAGAUCAUAACUCCUCAUGCGCUGCCCCUAUUCCGGCAGGAGAAGACACGAUCCUCCCGCAAAAAGAUGGAAAAGGCGCGCAUGGAUCCGGUCAAAUCGAAGCGACCGGAUUUGCCCAUUACCAGCGGGCAGGGCGGACGUGUGGCCAGCUCCGGUGGCACACUCUCCUCGUAUGUCAUCCGCAAUCUGGGUCUGAGCAAGCGCGUCGACGAUGAUCAAGAUCCGCGCGAGGCUAUACUCAAGUAUGCCAAAGAUGCGGCCGAGAAUCCAUAUUGGAUUGCACCCGCCUACAAGCAGACUCAACCGACGGCCAUCUUUUCCGAGAAGCUGCCAGCGGAUGAAUCUGCGCCGGUGGCCAAGAAACCAAAAACCGAAACGGAUGCCACAUAAACUUUUAAGUAGAUCUAUAAACACAUAUAAUUAAUCUGAUUGUUGUUCGUAGGCGCGUGAUAGACUUAAUAAAUGCUGAAUGUAUUUAAACAA
This is a messenger RNA of Drosophila grimshawi, 2129 nucleotides long. Its product is annotated as gastrulation defective protein 1 homolog. Gene Ontology annotation, biological process: regulation of DNA double-strand break processing. Gene Ontology annotation, molecular function: protein binding. Lineage: Eukaryota; Metazoa; Arthropoda; Insecta; Diptera; Drosophilidae. Gene Ontology annotation, cellular component: site of double-strand break; nucleus. Bases 114 to 2036 code for a protein of 640 amino acids. The transcript has a single exon. The record is from RefSeq and is a predicted model, not a curated record.